Penicillium maclennaniae is the source of this 645-nucleotide messenger RNA. RefSeq lists its product as uncharacterized. Gene Ontology annotation, cellular component: cytoplasm; nucleus. Lineage: Eukaryota; Fungi; Ascomycota; Eurotiomycetes; Eurotiales; Aspergillaceae. The record is from RefSeq and is a predicted model, not a curated record. The transcript is spliced from 3 exons. Bases 1 to 645 code for a protein of 214 amino acids.
AUGCGCUUUCUGUGUCUACAUGGUGCCGGCACCAAUGGCGAGAUUUUUGAGAUCCAGACCGGCGGACUUCGCCAGAAGCUCGAACAAAAGGGCCACACCUUCAAAUUCGUGAACGGCAAGCUGGACGCCGCCGUGGAGUCAGAACUUGAGGGCGUCGUUGACGGCCCAUUCUACAACCACUACCCACGCGAACCCGCCUUGCCCGGCGCCUGCCUCCCCGAGGCCUUCGAGCAUGUCCUGAACAUCAUCGCCACACAGGGCCCCUUUGAUGCCGUAAUGGGCUUCUCGCAAGGCGCUGCUCUUGCCAGCGCUCUGAUCGCCCACCAAGCCAAGACCCAUCCAGAGCAGCCGCCUCUGUUCCGCGCGGCUGUGUUUAUCUGCAGUGCGGCACCGUGGGAGAGCGCAGGGUUGAAGCAUAUUACUUCACAGCCUGAUACAUACGCGAUCAACAUCCCGACCGCGCAUAUUGUCGGCAAGAUGGAUUCGCUUUACCCUGAGAGUAUGAAGUUGUAUAAGCUUUGCGAGCCGAGCAAGGCGACGUUCUAUGACCAUGGAUCAAAGCACAUGGUGCCGUUUGAUAUGAAGAAUACAGAGGAGAUGUCCCGGGUGAUUGAGGAAACUAUUGCUAAAGCAAUUCGGGGUUGA